Molecule: messenger RNA, 1663 nt
Organism: Pseudomassariella vexata
Lineage: Eukaryota; Fungi; Ascomycota; Sordariomycetes; Amphisphaeriales; Pseudomassariaceae
Exons: 1
Coding region: 337-1500 (387 amino acids)
Source: RefSeq, a predicted model, not a curated record
CAUUUUGCUUCUGUAAGCAUCAAGUGCUUUACCUCUGAGGGAUUGCAACACGUAUUUGGGCUGGGAAUCGAGCAAGCAAAGAUUUGAGCAUCACAUCGUAUGUUUCACAUGCAAUAAGAAUCUGACAAUCGGCACGUCACCUUGCAGGCAUAUUUGAUACACCACUCCGCAUUGCCUGUAAUCACUGUCAAGAAAGCACUAUCAGACUGCAGCUGAUCUGCCGGGCUCCCUUCCUUUUCCUGGUCCCGAUCUACAUCUUGGUGGGGAUUACUGAGAUACUCAUCUUCACCUACUCCCUAAGCAACACAUCUGAAGAACAGACUACCGAAUGCAGCCAUGUCGGCAACAUCAUCGUUAGCUGUGUUCCCCAAAUUUACUCUCCUACCACCUGAACUCCGUCACCAGAUCUACCUGGAAGCCAUCCCCAGCCCUGGCAUCAAUUUCUUCAACGUCCACACCUGGCUCAAGGAUCACGAAGGCUGCAACAAGGAAACCACCCCUCCGCAUCUGUAUCUUGACCUGCGUCGCAUGGCUAUCGAGGAUGACGACGAGGCCGUAUCCCGAUACGACCCUUCAACAUGGCAAGUGCGUUAUGCGCUCAGACAGACCUGCCGCGAGGCACGGAGGAUGUGCGCCAUCCCCUCCGACAAAGUCAAGACACUUAAGAUGACCAGGCCCAAAAGGGGCUUGUACCUGAAGGCUGGCGACGACCGGCUAAGAUCAGAGACGCCAUUAGUCGAAGAAGACGCUCUGCCAGAUCGCGAACCGCGCGUGUCACGCGAGAUCCAAUUUCACGCGGAUGAGAUUGUGUCUUUGUCUAUUCAAAACUGCAGUUUAAACUUACCCUUCGAGCACUCGCCGGUCAUCCGCAGAGAACGAAAAGCAGACUUCCCGGCACUGACCGAGAGUGAUAUGGGCGAGGCGUACGUACCGCUCUUCAAUGACCCGAGCAGCUGCCUCGGCAUCGCCGAAGACAAGUUCUGUCUGAGCUUGACGCGCGACGAUCAUGGACCCGCUCUGAGCUGGGCUAUAUCAGAGAUUCUUCCAUCUUUCCUCGAGUCUGUCUGCGGAGUAGCUGGCGUCGGACCCGGCCGUAUUUCCGAAGAAGAAGAGUGGCUGCUCACGGAUAAAGCGUGGGUCAUGCUUGAUGCCGAGACAGCCGUCACUAGUCGUGCGGAUGCAGCGGCUUGGACGGCCGCUAACCCGGGGAUAAAAUGGGAUGAGGACGAAGAGUUUGAGCCGGCGGAUACUGGUUACUUCUGGCAGGAACGGGUGGGCGAGGUCAAGUGCUGGGACCGUUGGGGAGACUGCUACGCUGCAGCGCAGUCUUACUCGCAAGGAUUCUUUGUCGACCAACAGCUUCUCAAGGUGCGGCCUGAAAAAACUGAUAUCAGAAAGAGAUACACUAGGUCUGGAUUACUUCCAUCGGACUUCCUGGCGGGUCAGAGGUCUGUUCCCUAUGCAUGGCGGCAUGCUGAGGUUGGUUUUUCCUCGCUGUAAGAUACGAAAAGUCGGAUUGAAGCAAUAUAGUUAGUUCUAGCUAGAGGACGGAAACUAGUGGGAAAUGUAUAAACUGUGCACAAAGCUGUUACGGGUCGCUUUUCAGAGGGAUAUACUGUAGCUAGUGAGUCAAUACGCAAGUUCCAAAAACCAGAAGUCCCAG